ACACCUCCUUCUGAGCCUUCCGAUGCCUCUACGUCACUACCGGAAGUGACGAGUGUACCUUUGCCCUGGAUUCUCACUUCCUGGUCCCAGUUACCUUGACCUUGCCAUGAAAGCCUAGAGACUGAAGGAUACUGCACCCCCUCCAGCUCGUGCACUGAGACUUGCAAUGGUCGUCCUGUCUAAAGAACAUGGCUACGUGCUCCUGACUGGUGCAGCCAGCUUUGUAAUGGUUGCACACCUUGCAAUAAGUGUGUCCAAAGCCCGCAAGAAGUAUAAAGUAGAGUAUCCCAACCUAUAUAGCGAUGAUCCCGAAAAUGGCAAGAUUUUCAACUGCAUCCAGCGGGCCCAUCAAAACACUCUAGAAUCAUAUCCUGCUUUUCUGUUUUUUCUUGCUGCUGGAGGACUUACACAUCCACGUGCUGCUAGUUUGCUUGGUGUUACCUGGAUUGUUGGCAGAGAGCUGUAUGCUGCUGGAUACGCUACAGGAGUUACUCAUUGUGAGUUGUGGACACCUACAGGAGAGAUCGCUUAUCCAGAUCCAAAGAAACGUGCUAGAGGAGCCAUUGGGUCUAUCGCUCUGUUCGGUCUCUUUGGCUCUACUGUAUGUUCUGCAUUCAAGUUGCUGGGCUGGUCUUUGAACCCAAAAACCUGGUGUUAAACUGAUAAGUGGUAAAAUGUGACCAGAUGUGUGGAGUCAAUAUAAUUCAUCCCCUGUUUCACCCUAAUUGUGGAUCAGGCCUACUUAUUCAAUUAGGAUACAGUUUAAUUUUAUAAAUAAAAAAAUAAUAUAAAAA
Messenger RNA from Bufo gargarizans (Asiatic toad), 794 nucleotides. RefSeq names its product microsomal glutathione S-transferase 3 (gene MGST3). The transcript is spliced from 7 exons. The coding region runs from base 167 to 658 and encodes 163 amino acids. The record is from RefSeq and is a predicted model, not a curated record. NCBI's taxonomy places the organism in Eukaryota, Metazoa, Chordata, Amphibia, Anura, Bufonidae. Gene Ontology annotation, molecular function: glutathione transferase activity; glutathione peroxidase activity. Gene Ontology annotation, cellular component: membrane; endoplasmic reticulum; nuclear envelope.